Molecule: messenger RNA, 2516 nt
Organism: Microbotryum saponariae
Lineage: Eukaryota; Fungi; Basidiomycota; Microbotryomycetes; Microbotryales; Microbotryaceae
Source: the annotation of a GenBank genome assembly
AUGGAUCACUGGGUCCAGGCCAUCUACUUCGCCAAACUCUACCCCGUCGCCACCGCCACAUCGCUGAAAUUUUCGGCCUUGAACGCGAACCGGUCCGUCGAGAACAUCUUCGAUUACACCCUUGAAGUGACUCUGUCUCACCAGAGCGCCUCGCGAGCGACGCAGGCCACGAGAUCGAUCUUGUCGGCAUGAGUCACGAGGCUGCUAUCGCCCAUCUCUCCUAUCUGCUUUGAGCCUGGAGUUCCUCUGCCGGACCAUCUUGCGGCUUAUCAACCACAGAUCUUAGGCGUACAACAUUCAUCAAUCCUGCGUAAUGGGGCGGCUCACCAUCGCGUUACGGUUGGGUUCGUCACCGGCGAGGCACGUGACGCGGCGCUCACGACGCCCCCCGCUCUCACUUGGCGAUCGGCGAAGGCCCGCUUCGCGAAGUCUCACAGGUUCCACCAUAACAUGGUCGAGCUUCGAAUCAACGUCGGUGUUCAAGGAGUGCCCUCCAUGGAUGCCAUCAUCAAAUCGUUCCAAUCACUUGUGCAAGACCUGUCAGCCAAGGGACAUUCAUGCCAACUUGUGCAGGUUCUGCACGUUAUCAGCGUGGACAACACCUCGGCCUUCGCCCAUGUUGCCGGAGACUACUCGGCUUUCCUACACUUCGAUGACGACUCCCUAUUCCAAUGCCCCAACACGACCUUGAAGGAGAUUCUACCUUCGAGGAUCGACCUUCCCACUCGAGGCAUCCCGGUUACCGCCCUUUGCCAUGACUAUGAGAAGGAGGCGGCUUGCGGUAGGUGCCACUUUGUGGGUCACGUGGGAACCUGCGGACUGGAUCAGGAGAGGAAGCGGAAGGAGGCUCACAACGGCAUCAUCAACAGCAACAAAAACACCAUCACCCACAACACCAACAUCGCGGAGGCCGAGGCCCCCAUUCCUGUGCUGGUUGUUAACAGGAUCACAUCACAGAAUCACUUCGCCGGGCUUGAGGUCGAGGAGGGACAGGAGGAAGAGGUAACUGGCCAGGGCGAACAGGGACCGGAGGAAUCGGGGGAGGAAGAUGCUGGUGAUAAGGUGGAUGACGAGGACUCGGAGGACUCGGAGAUGGAAUCGGAGGCGGCCGCGAAAACGGAGGUCAUCAAAAUUGAAAGCGAGGACGAGUCGGUCUUGGAGGACUGCAGCGGAUCCGAUGGAGAGGUGAUUGAUGAGAAUGAGGUGAUGGCGGAUGAAAGAGGUGAAACGGGAGGAGAGGUGGCUACGGAGAUGGAGGAAGAGGAGGUGGCGACGGAGGUGGGCGAUGUGGACGAAGCGAGGGGAUCGACGAAAGCGGAGAAUGCGGAAGCGACGGACUUAGGGGAAAUGAACAGGCUGGACAAUGACGACGACAGCGACGCCACAGCAACCGCCGCCACCGCUUCCCGCGAAUCGACGCCGCACGAACCAACCCCACCUCUGUCACCCGAAACUCUCGCCAAGUCGCUACGCGAGGGGGAGGAGUGGGACAGGAUUAGAGCUAACUGGGUUGAGCAGGCACGACUUGAGCGGGACCAAAGCAUUGAGAGGAGGCUCAACGCUGAAACCCCUUUGGUGCGUCACAACUUUGCCACGUGGGACGAGGACGGUGAGAUAUGCUCCAUCAACAUCAGGGGGACCGCUGCGAAGUUCAAGAAGCAGGUGAUGAAGAGGUCGCAGACUGCGGCGGACCUCAGUGACCCAAGUGACGAACUGACCGACGCCAAGCGAGUCAUCAUCAAAGGGAAGAGCCGCGUCGUGGUGAAGGAUGGAAUAGAGGGGUGGAGGGUGACGAGGUCGAUGUCGGCGGCAGCGGCGAUGCAGGUCGAGGUGACGAAGGUGGACAGAGGGAAAGGAAGAGGGGUAGCUGAGGAAAAACGAUGGUCCGACCACGAGCCCGAGGACGAUGUCCUGCCCGCCCUUCCCCUCUUUGAGGACGUCACCACCGCCAAGAGCACCUCGACCUCGACUACCCAUUAAUGAUCAAGCACACCAUCAUCACCUGGAACGUAAGAAGGGGCAUGGGGGUCCUGGAAAAACGAUGUAAUAUCUACACCUACCUUUCCACAUUCAAAGCUUCCGCGAUUCUCUUACAAGAGCAUUUCAUCAGACCACAAUUCUGGCAGCUCAUCAAGGAUGAGUACGAGGGCAAGCUCUUCAUCAACCAGCACUGCCUGACCCUGAUCCCGGCCGACUUGCCCCUGAUCAACGCCGAGCUCUUGCGUGUAGAGUGUGGACCGAAGAGCUGUUCGGAAUUGGGUGUAGCGACCACUAGGGCUACUGGUCAAGCGUCGUGUCAGGAUGACAGCGUGUACUCGAAGGAAGCCUUUUUUUUUAUUACUGGGGCUCAUAAAUUGCAAUCCUUCGGGUUGGCUGGGACCGCUAGAAAAAGAGCUAAAAGAGGUUAUAAAGCAACGACGGCAAGCAAUUGGGUGAAAGUCAAACCCCUGCGCGCAAAGAGCGCUGCGCAGAUCAAAACCCGCCGAGCACCUAACGCGGACUCCAACGGGCGGUGA